AUGAUCUGUGCGGAACGUUUGUCUGCUCUUAUUUGGUUGUAUGAGGAGAGGAAGUGGCUUCAUGGUUGUCGGGUGACUAGGGGGGCUCCUUGUGUUUCCCAUAUGUUGUUUGAUGAGGAUAAUUUUCUCUAUUGUAAGGCAAACAGAGAAGAGGCUCAACGGGUCUUGGAGUUGCUUAAUACUUUUGAGAGGGCGUCACAUCAGAAGGUGAACCUUAGUAAGUAUUCUCUUUUCUUCAGUUUUAAUACCGAUAGCGGGACUCAUGAUUCUGUUUUGUCUACUCUUCAUAUGAGGGCAGCGGAUGAUCAUAGUUUUUAUCUUGGGCUGCCUAGUAUGGUGGGAAGAAAUAAUAAUGUCACCUUCGACUUUUUAAAAGAGAAGGCGAGGAAGAGAAUUCACAAUUGGGAAAGUAAGCGCCUGUCUAGAGAGGGUAAGGAAGUGCUUAUGAAAUCAGUUAUUCAAUCUUUACCGACUUAUGCUAUGAGUGUGAUCUUGAUCACUUUGGAAAUUUUCAAAGAUGUGGAUCGACUUAUGGGUAGAUAUUGGUGA
Messenger RNA from Cannabis sativa, 549 nucleotides. RefSeq lists its product as uncharacterized. Bases 1 to 549 code for a protein of 182 amino acids. The record is from RefSeq and is a predicted model, not a curated record. The transcript has a single exon. Lineage: Eukaryota; Viridiplantae; Streptophyta; Magnoliopsida; Rosales; Cannabaceae.